Molecule: messenger RNA, 2031 nt
Organism: Rhododendron vialii
Lineage: Eukaryota; Viridiplantae; Streptophyta; Magnoliopsida; Ericales; Ericaceae
Exons: 7
Coding region: 180-1319 (379 amino acids)
Source: RefSeq, a predicted model, not a curated record
GGAACGAAAAUUUAUGGAAAGGAAGAGAGGAAGGAUAAAAUGUCUAGAGGGCCGAUUUUUUUUUAUACUCCUAAAAUUCAAGUGUUCGAAUCAGCUCGUGCACUUUAAAAAAAGAGAGGCCGAAUUUUACAUAAAAAUUGGAUGCUUGGUCAGGAAGAGUCUCAUCUCAAUCUCAUGAAAUGCAUCACCAUCUCAAAACCAUGCUCUCCCCCACCCUACGGUGCGCCUGCUCCCAACCCACCUCCCUUCUCACUCCCAAAUCAACCUUUUCCACUUCUUCUUCUUCACUGAACCACCCACAAUGGUCCGGUCUCCACAACUGGAGAGAUGGCCCGCUCAACCACAACCGGUUAUGGGGACCCAACGGGCCCCAACCGCCGCCACCGUCAUCAGUUGAGCCAGAUGACGCCCCGCUGGAGUUGGGUUCUUGUUUAGCUGAGAUGGGUGCUGUGGUUCUCAACACUGCUGACCCUUUAACCAAAUCGAAGCUUUCUCACUUGGCUUAUUCCCGCUGGCGCCAAGAAAAUCUGCCUAUUGGGGUUUGUGAACCUCCCCGUCAACCAGCUCGGCCUCCUAAGCCUCAAUUGGUCUCCCCAAAGGAAAUUCCAGCUCCCAAAAACUCUGGUUUGCCUCUUAAUGCUUACAUGCUGCAUAAUCUUGCUCAUGUGGAGCUAAAUGCUAUUGACUUGGCAUGGGAUACUGUUGUCCGGUUUUCACCAUAUACUGAACUUCUUGGGGAGGGAUUUUUUGCUGAUUUUUCUCAUGUGGCUGAUGACGAGAGUCGCCAUUUCAGUUGGUGUUGGCAAAGACUGGCAGAGCUUGGUUUCAGCUACGGAGACAUGCCAGCGCAUAACCUUCUUUGGAGGGAGUGUGAGAAAUCAUCGGACAAUGUUGCUGCACGUUUGGCUGCUAUCCCACUAGUUCAGGAAGCUAGGGGACUUGAUGCUGGUCCUCGGCUUGUUCAGAAGUUAACCGGAUUUGGAGAUUGUAGGACAUCGAAGAUUGUGGCGAGAAUUGCUGAUGAAGAAGUCGCACAUGUGGCAGUUGGUGUCUACUGGUUCGUCGCAUUAUGCCAAAAAAUGGGCUGUGCUCCUUGCUCCACCUUUAAAGACUUGUUAAAAGAAUACAAUGUGGAGCUGAAGGGGCCCUUCAACUAUUCAGCUCGAGAUGAAGCUGGAAAUCCGCGGGAAUGGUACGAUCCAUCAUCAUCAGCAAAUAACCAGGACAAGAAAGAGCAACUUUCUGAGGUCUAUGACAGGCUUGCAUGCAUAAUCUCAAUGGAGAAAGAGAACUCAAGUAUGAAUGCACCCACAGAGUGAAAAUUGUUUCACAGAUCAACUUUGGUUCUGGAACGUGCAUUUGAAGAUGUAAGCGUAUGGGCUAAAAGCAAAAGAUUGAAUGUUCGCUGUUUUGUGGACAUGCAUCUCUACAGCAAUCAGAGAAGUGAGUUGAAUCAUGUACAUAGCCACAACGAGGCAGCUGGAUAAUCUCUCGUGCGAAUUGCCCCCCACAUUAGCCAGAGGUUCAAAAGGCGUGUCUGCGAGCUAGGCUUCUGGAUUUCUUCAUCUGCACCAGCCCUUACGAAGGCUUCUGGAUUUCUUCAUCUGCACCAGCCCUUACGAAGGCUUCUGGAUUUCUUCAUCUGCACCAGCCCUUCUUCGUAAUAUCUCUUCCUGAUAUGGUGGUGGUGUCGAUAUCGUACAUUUUCGGACUUGGACACAGGUACCCUACUUCUUUGCAUAAUCUUGCUGGGGCAUAAUAUUAGAUCCCGGAGGACAAUCGGAAUCACAAUGAGAUAAGUUGUUUUUAAACCAUUCUGCUCUUUUAAUGGCUGUUUUCAAACAAGAAAUUGAUUUUAUGUAUCCAUGUAGCCGGUGAUGUAGCCUCUUCAAUGUUUUCAAACUUCAGUUUCAAACCGGAUUCGCAAAACAAUAUUGACUGAGGGCAUAGAUUCUCUCCUUGUUAAUACAAGGUAGACCUGGUUGUGGGAGAAUAAUUCAUUUUCAACCUGAUUGGUGAAAAUUGCGGGAC